AUGGAAAGACCCAGCCUUUUCGUGCGGUCUCAGCUCAUAUCCACUAAUCCAGAAAAUCUGCCUGUCUCUGCCGAAGACUGGAGUCCUUCGUGGCAAAGUCACUCGGAAUCGCAGACAAGGGAAGACCGACAAAUAUUUUCCACAACUGGACGGGGCUUCAUUGAUCAAUAUGAUUUAAGGAAGAAGCUCUUGAGACUUCAUCUCGACAUCGUUGAAGAUCUAGAGCUUUUGAACAUGAGUGUGUGUACUGGAACAUCGUCGUCUGUUCGUGGGGAAGCGACUACAUCAACGGUCGGGAAGCUAGAUCUACCGAUUUUCCGCAUGCUUGGACACUCGUCCAAUUUUCUAGAGAUCUUGGAAUGUUCGGUUGACCUUAUCGAAGGAAAUCGCGGUGUUUCAUUUGACGUUAACCAUCUCGAAACAAGCGCGCAUGGUGGUGAUGGUACGAGUGGUUCUCCAAGGGCUGUAGGCUGUGACAAGGCGGAGAACAAGGCGGGUACAGCGCAGUCGCAAGAGUCAUGUUUCUUUACACUCAUGACGCCUCCUCGACAUAAUAUCAAUGUUACCAACCUUCCAUGGGACAUAUCAACAUCUUUAAGCAUGCUAUCAACUUAUUGCGAUUUGAUCCGUGUGCAUCGCACUAUUUUCAACGAACUCUAUCAAAUACUUCUCACUAUUCCGCCUGUUGAUGCAACCCCUUUUUUGUUGUUGUCAAACUUGCCAUUGGGACAGUUUCAAACGGACGGAAGUUUGACUGUUCAAGUUCAAGUUCUCAUUCAACUCAGCAGUACUUUGUUUUCCAAAAUUGAUCAUAUUCUUGGGAUACCCCUUGACCAAGCGCAGGAUUUCGUUGCCUACUCGCAUCCGACUACAGCAAUUUCUCAGAAUAGUGAGCUAGCAUCUAUCCGAGAUCACGUGAUAACAAAUGAAGAUAGUCUAGGGAGAUCUGCUUUGAAGGAGUCAAUCAGUUACUUGCGCCAAAUCGUGGAAGACUUUGUUACCGUGUGA
Molecule: messenger RNA, 1008 nt
Organism: Penicillium macrosclerotiorum
Lineage: Eukaryota; Fungi; Ascomycota; Eurotiomycetes; Eurotiales; Aspergillaceae
Gene: fmpR
Product: Zn(II)2Cys6 domain-containing transcription factor fsqA
Exons: 2
Coding region: 1-1008 (335 amino acids)
Source: RefSeq, a predicted model, not a curated record